Molecule: messenger RNA, 233 nt
Organism: Aspergillus candidus
Lineage: Eukaryota; Fungi; Ascomycota; Eurotiomycetes; Eurotiales; Aspergillaceae
Exons: 1
Coding region: 23-202 (59 amino acids)
Source: RefSeq, a predicted model, not a curated record
CGAGGUCAACCACCAAGAUAUUAUGCAUUGGGCAAAUUACACCCAGCACAAAAUGCACAAAAAAUAUCAACCCGAUCCGAAAUCAACUUCAGGAGGCUCCGGAGCCACCUACCUACUUACCUGGUACUUAGUAGCGGCAGGUAGAAGAAUGAGUUACCUCCUCGGUCGUAGCGUCGGAUCUUCUUCUUCCUCGUUGUCUUAGUGCUCGGAAAUCCGGCAUUAGAAGAUCCCGG